This is a messenger RNA of Dreissena polymorpha, 633 nucleotides long. Its product is annotated as putative nuclease HARBI1. Lineage: Eukaryota; Metazoa; Mollusca; Bivalvia; Myida; Dreissenidae. The transcript is spliced from 4 exons. The record is from RefSeq and is a predicted model, not a curated record. Bases 104 to 550 code for a protein of 148 amino acids.
AUUCCCUACAUCGGACCGAGAAUUGGUCCAAGUUAAACAAAAAAAAUUUGGUAUAGCCGGAAUUCCAAAUGUCAUUGGGGCAGUGGACUGCACACACAUCGCCAUGUUGGCCCCAAGGGAAAGAGAUGACAUAUAUGUGUGUCGGAAAGGCUAUCACUCCAUUAAUGUUCAAGCUGUUGUCGAUGCAAACAUGAGAUUCACUAACAUUGUGGCAAAGUGGCCAGGGUCCACACAUUACAGUGUAAUCUUUGAGAACUGUAGCUUGAAGGACUGGCUGGUAGAUGGCAGCAAAGGAUGGCUACUAGGAGACUACGGCUAUGGACUGAAGCCAUAUCUUCUUACUCCAAAGCUGAAUCCAAUGAGCAGAGCUGAGAUCGCGUUCAACUUGGCCCACAGUCGUUCAAGGAUGGUAGUAGAGAGGGCAUUUGGACUGUUGAAGUCACGUUUUAGGUGUCUUCACAAAACUGGAGGCUUUCUGCAAUUUUCGCCUCAGAAGACAGCUCUGGUGAGGACUGUAUGUGCCAAGCUUGCACAAUCUGUGUGUGAGUGAUGGUUUCCUUGACAUUGAUGACAUUGAGGUAGAAGACGACAAUGACAAUGCACAACUGCCAAUGGAAAACCCUGACCGGAAUG